Molecule: messenger RNA, 3753 nt
Organism: Dovyalis caffra
Lineage: Eukaryota; Viridiplantae; Streptophyta; Magnoliopsida; Malpighiales; Salicaceae
Source: the annotation of a GenBank genome assembly
AUGGGUGGAAAAGAUAGCAUGUUUCGGUUCGCUGAUGGCAUGGACAAGUUCUUGUUGUUCUUUGGGGUUUUGGGCAGCGUUGGAGAGGGGUUGCGACACCCUCUCACAAUGUAUGUUCUUAGCCACGUUAUCAAUGAAUAUGGUAGCUCUAGUACAUCUUUGUCUAAGGAUACUGUAAACAAGUAUUCGCUCAAGCUCCUGUAUGUUGCAAUUGCUACUGGACUUGCUGCAUUUGUUGAAGGAUUUUGUUGGACAAGAACUGCCGAGAGACAAACUUCUCGGAUGAGAAUGAAAUAUUUGAAAUCAGUCCUUAGACAAGAAGUUGGUUUUUUUGACACUCAAGAUGCCGGUUCUUCCACAACCUUCCAAGUUGUCACAACCAUCUCCAAUGAUGCCAGUGCUAUUCAAGUAGCUAUAUGCGAGAAGAUACCUGACUGCCUUGCACAUAUGUCAUGCUUCUUCUUCUGCCUCGUGUUUUCCUUCAUACUAUCGUGGAGGUUUACACUGGCAGCUCUUCCUUUUGCAUUGAUGUUUAUUUUGCCGGGACUUGUAUUUGGGAAGCUCAUGAUGAACGUGACAAUGAAGAUGGUUGAAGCUUAUGGAGUUGCUGGUGGGAUUGUUGAACAAGCCAUUUCUUCAAUAAGAACUGUGUACUCAUAUGUGGCAGAGAAUCAAACACUAGAUCGGUUCAGCUGUGCACUUCAAAAGACAAUGGAACUAGGAACAAAGCAAGGUUUUGCAAAGGGAUUGAUGAUGGGGACCAUGGGAAUGAUUUAUGUCAGUUGGGGAUUCCAGGCUUGGGCUGGUACUUACUUAGUGACUGAAAAUGGAGAAAAGGGUGGCUCUAUCUUUGUAGCCGGAAUCAAUAUCAUGAUGGGAGGAUUGAGUGUCUUAAGUGCACUGCCAAAUCUAACUUCCAUCACAGAAGCAACACUUGCUGCUACUCGUAUUUCUCAAAUGACUGAUCGAACUCCUAGUAUGGAAUCAGAAGAUAAGAAGGGAAAGGCUUUAUCAUAUGUAAAAGGAGAAAUUGAAUUUCAGGACAUCUAUUUUAGCUAUCCAUCAAGGCCUGAUACACCAAUCUUGCAAGGGUUGAAUCUCAGAAUUCCAGCUGGGAAGACUGUUGGUCUAGUGGGAGGCAGCGGUUCUGGAAAGUCCACAGUCAUUUCAUUGCUUCAAAGAUUUUAUGAGCCCAAUGAAGGAGAAAUUCUCUUGGAUGGACACAAAAUAAAUAGACUUCGGCUCAAAUGGUGGAGAUCCCAAAUGGGUCUAGUUAAUCAAGAACCAAUCCUCUUUGCAACAUCCAUAAGGGAGAAUAUAUUGUUUGGGAAGGAAGGCGCUUCGAUGGAUGAUGUGGUCAAUGCCUCUAAGGAUGCAAAUGCAUACGACUUCAUAACUAAGUUACCUGAUGGUUAUGAAACUCAAGUUGGCCAGUUUGGAUUCCAACUGUCCGGGGGGCAAAAGCAGCGAAUUGCCAUAGCGAGGGCUCUGAUCAGAGACCCCAAAAUCCUGCUGCUUGAUGAAGCAACUAGUGCACUGGAUUCAGAGUCGGAAAGAACAGUUCAGGAGGCAAUUGAUCAAGCGUCGGAAGGGAGGACAACAAUCACCAUUGCGCAUCGUCUGUCCACAAUCAGAACAGCAAACUUAAUUGUGGUUCUUCAAGCAGGGGAAGUAAUUGAAUCAGGUUCACAUGAACAGCUAAUGCGAAUAAAUAAUAGAAAAGGUGGGGAGUACUUCCGGAUGGUGCAGUUGCAACAGAUGGCAGCACAAAAUGAACCUUUCAGUGACUUCACCUAUCGCAAUGACGGAAAGAGCUCCUUAAGGAUGAGUCCUGCUUCAAGUCCAGUCAGUUUGAGAACAAGCACUCCACGCACCCCAGUGUUGAACCCCUUUAGUCCUGCAUUGUCCAUCGGCACACCUUAUUCCUACUCAAUCUACGAUCCUUCUGAUCAAAGUUUUGAAGAAGAGUUAAACCAAUUGAAGUAUCUGGCUCCUUCUCAGUGGCGUCUGCUGAAAAUGAAUGCACCUGAAUGGGGACGAGCCUUGAUUGGAUGCUUGGCUGCAAUAGGUGCUGGAGCGAUUCAACCUAUCAAUGCUUACUGUGCUGGAUCACUUGUAUCAAACUACUUCCGCAGUGACAAAUCUGCUGUAAUACAUAAAUCCAACAUAUUGGCCUUGAUUUUCUUAGCUAUUGGUGCUCUCAACUUCAUCACCAGCCUCCUCCAGCACUAUAAUUUUGCGGUUAUGGGCGAGAGGUUGACAGAAAGAGUGCGCGAGAAACUGCUAGCAAAGCUGAUGACUUUUGAGAUAGGGUGGUUUGAUGAUGAUGAGAAUACAAGUGCUGCAAUUUGUGCAAGGAUAGCCACUGAAGCCAGCAUGGUUCGGUCCCUUGUUGGAGAUCGGAUGUCACUGCUAGUACAGACAUUCUGUGGUUCUGUCUUUGCUUAUGCACUAGGACUUGUUCUCACUUGGAGGCUAACCCUUGUUAUGAUAGCAGUGCAACCAUUAGUUAUUGGGAGUUUUUAUUCAAGGACUGUUUUGAUGAAAAGUAUGGCCGGGAAAGCACAAAAAGCACAAAUGGAAGGAAGCCAACUAGCAAGUGAAGCUGUUAUUAACCACAGAACUAUAGCUGCAUUCUCUUCUGAGAAGAGAAUGUUGGGGCUUUUCAAAGCCACCUUGAGAGGUCCUAAAGAAGAGAGUGUUAAACACUCUUGGCUGUCAGGUUUUGGCCUGUUUAGCUCCCAAUUUUUUAACUCAGCUUUUAUCACUCUAACAUAUUGGUACGGCGGGAGGCUCCUGACAGCAGGGCUAAUAACCUCAGAGCACCUUUUCCAAGCAUUUUUGAUACUGCUUUUCACUGCUUAUGUCAUUGCAGAAGCUGGAAGCAUGACUAAUGAUUUAUCCAGAGGAAGCAAUGCCAUUCGAGCAAUAUUUGCAAUUCUCGACAGGAAAAGUGAAAUUGAUCCAAAUAACUCAUUGGGUACCUCAAACAUCAAGAGAAAGUUAAAUGGCCAAGUGGAGCUCAACGAUGUCUUCUUUGCAUAUCCGACAAGACCAGAUCAAAUGAUCUUCAAUGGCUUGAACCUUAAAAUUGAUGCAGGGAAGACAGUGGCGCUCGUGGGGCCAAGUGGUUCUGGAAAAUCUACCAUCAUUGGACUUAUUGAAAGGUUUUAUGAUCCCUUGAAAGGAGCAGUUUUUAUUGAUAAACAGGACAUAAAGAGCUACAAUCUGAGAUUGCUGAGAUCUCAUAUUGCACUAGUCAGUCAAGAACCAACUCUGUUUGCUGGCACUAUCCACGAAAAUAUUGCCUACGGCAAAGAGAAUGCAAGAGAAUAUGAGAUCAGAAAGGCUGCAGUUCUUGCCAACGCACAUGAAUUCAUCAGUGGAAUGAAAGAUGGGUAUGAAACGUACUGUGGAGAAAGAGGAGUUCAGCUGUCAGGAGGUCAAAAGCAAAGGAUAGCACUUGCUCGUGCAAUACUUAAGGAUCCAUCGAUCCUGUUGUUGGAUGAGGCAACAAGUGCACUUGACAGUAGGUCAGAGAGCUUAGUUCAAGAGGCGCUUGAGAAGAUGAUGGUUGGCAGAACAUGUGUAGUCAUUGCACACAGACUAUCAACAAUUCAGAAAUCUAACUGCAUUGCUGUUAUCAAGAACGGAAAAGUUGUAGAACAAGGCUCACACAAUGAACUUGUAGCAUUAGGUCGCGGUGGAGCAUACUACUCUCUGACAGAACUACAAACCGGCAGCUCCUCUUAA